GACGUGACUUCCGGUGUAGCGGGUAUAAGAGGGCGCGCCAAGAGGCGGCAGCCAGAGUGUUGCCCUGUAGUCGGACAGACUCCAAGAUCGUGACACAGAACUUUCCCUUCGUCGUACCUGACUCCACGGAUCUUCAGACGAUCAAAUAGACAUGAGGUGCAUGUUUCGCCUGCUGGUGUUGGCGGCGGUGAUUGCCGUCCUGACCGUGCCGUCUGACGGCUGGCGGCGGCGGAGAAGGAGACGUGCCCCGCCGCCACCUCCUCCUCCCGUCCACUGCCAAGUAGGGGGGUGGUCUCCCUGGUCCACAUGUUCCAGAUCUUGUGAGGGCGGCAACCAGGCCCGGACCCGCGCCAUUACCCGGCAUCCCGCGCACGGCGGAAGGGCGUGUCCCACUCUGCGCCAAUCACGAGCCUGCAAUCUGCAGACUUGUCCCAUCGACUGCAUUGUGGGAACGUUUGGGAACUGGACACGGUGCGACCCCUGUGAGAGGAAGGAGGAGCGGGACCGGCUGGUGCUCAGGCCCACCCAGUUUAAGGGGCACGGUUGUCCCGCCGACCUGCACGAGACCCGCCCCUGCGUCACGAACGAGCCCUGCCCGCCUAAGGACAGCUGUAGGGAGAACGAGUUCACAUGCCAAAACAUGCGGUGCAUCCCGCAGCUCCAGACGUGCAAUGGUGAUAACGACUGUGGGGACUUCUCCGACGAGCGGCAGUGUGACCGGAUCUUUGACGUGUGUGACGGACAGGACUUCGACGCCAUCCCCAACAUUGCGUUCGCUGGCAGCGGGUACAACAUCCUGUCAGGAGAGGUUGCCGGGAAGGUUCUGGAGAACAGACUGUACGGCGGCACGUGUAACACUGUCUACAGCGGAGACCACGGCAAGAGCUUCCGCCUCCCCGAAAACCUGCAGAACUACCGCUUCCAAGUUCUCGCUGAUAACUCCUUCGCGGCCACGGCGUACAACAGCGCGGAGGAAUAUUACCGCGAGACGAGGUCCAACUCCCAGCGGAACGUGAAGGUUGGCGGGUCGGGCAGCUUCUUCGUCAUCAAGGCGAGUGGCGGUGUGUCGCACAGCCAGUCCCGCAUGACUCACGAAGUCAUCGAGUCCGCGCAGAAAAUAGACUCCAAGUACUUCAAAGUGGUGAACACCGUCGAGCUGGCUCAGUUCAAGAUGCGCAGAAACGGACUAAACCCAUCCGACAUUUUCCUGCGGCGAAUGAAGGACUUACCUGUGUACUACAACUACCUGGACUACAGCUUCCUUAUUGAGGACUUCGGCACGCACUACUUUUCCUCGGGCAGUCUGGGUGGACAGUAUGAGUACGUUUACCGGUACAGCAGGGCUGACUUGUCACAUUCUGGUCUCACCGAGGAGGAGCAGAAAUCGUGUCUGAGUGCCGAAGCUAAGGCCUCAUUCUUCAGCUUCUCCGGCAGCAGCAGCGGCAGCAGGUGCAAAGAAAACGCGCUUUCCCAGAGGAACAGCGGAAGUUUCACCCUGUCGGCGUCCGAGUCCUUCUCCCAUGUGAAGGGCGGCUCGUCUGAGUCUGCCGGCCAGCUGGCCUUCGCUAACGGUCCCAACCCGCAAAAGUACGAGGCGUGGAUCCAGGACGUCAAGCGGAACCCUGCCAUCAUCAGCUAUGAGAUCACGCCCAUCUCUGAACUCCUGGUCGGCAUCCCGUACGCGGACAUCAAGCGGCGGAACAUGGAGAAGGCUCUGGUGGAGUACCUGCACUUCUACCACUCCUGCAAGUGUAACUCCUGCCAGAACAACGGCCAGGCCAUCAUGAUCGGCACGGAGUGCGUCUGCGUCUGCAAGGCGGGAACCUACGGGAUCUCUUGCGAACUGGGCACGCAGGUGGAUAACGUCGGUACUGCUGUUCACGGGAAUUGGGCGUGCUGGGGCUCCUGGGCGCCGUGCAGUAAGUCCUGCGGGUCGGGACAGCGGGUCCGCCGCCGAACCUGCAGCAACCCCACCCCCCGGAACAACGGUCAGACCUGCCCCGGACAGGACUCCGAGACAGAGACCUGUAACUCACAGCCAUGCCUGACACAAUGCCAGCCGGGGUACUACUCCCGUACCGGGUACGCGCCCUGCAGGGCAUGUCCAGCCGGCGCCUUCCAGACCCUGCCCGGCCAGAAGUCAUGCCUGGACUGCCCCCGCGGGACAACCACCGGCCGAUCCGCAUCAGUCCUGUUCGAACACUGUGUUGAAGAUGAUGAAUCAGAAGACACACACUCAGUCGGCGUCCACGGUUCGCGUGGUUCCCAUGGACACGCCGGGUCAGCAGAGGGGUCACGACCUGGGUCACGACCUGGGUCCAGGCCAGAUAGGACGGGAGGCUUUGGCUCAAGAGGCACUAAUGCUAGCUAUAGUGAUGGGGCAAGUGCGGUAUCUAGUGGCUCGGCUGGUAGAGGAGUAGUUGAAACAGACAGGGUUAGGGACACGGUUAGGAUACCAGAAGAAGAAGAUGAAGAAACCGUUAGGAUACCAGAUGAGGAUAGGGUUAGGGAUACUGUUAGGAUACCUGAAGAAGAUGAGGACACGGUGAGGAUAUCAGAUGAGGAUAGGGUUAGGGAUACUGUUAGGAUACCAGGUGAAGACAGGGUUAGGGACACAGUUAGGAUACCAUAUGAAGAGGAGGAUGAUCCAACAGAGCCACCAUCCACCAAUCCCCGUCGACACCACCACGGAUCGUCUUCGGCAUCCUCCGGAGGCGGUCGGCAACAUGCCGAAGAGGACCCGGAACCUGCCGACGGUAAUGAGAGAAGUACCGAAUCUCCAACGGAGAGUGAAUCUGCUGCUGCUGCCUUACCAGCUCGUCCUGGUGCUGAAACGUCAUCAACUGAUGCUGACACGUCACCAGCUGAUCCUGAUGACGUCAUCUCAAGCGUUCUAGACACCUGGAGAAACAACGAUGAUGACUACUAUGAUUAUUAGUGAAUAGUGAGACUCCAUUGUCCAUUGAAGAACUGGAAUAGUCUAUCUAUAGUACUUACUGUAGACUUGAAUAGUAAAACUUUCUUAAGUAUUCACCAACACUAUGCUUGUACAGCUAUUCUUGCCAUGUGAGAUGAAGAUUUAUUUUCUUCCAAGCAAACUGAUAUGUUGAUUGACUGAGGGGAAUUUUGUUCCCUAUCAAAAAAACGGUGAACUAUGCAAAGCUCUUUUUUUACGUACAAGGUUGAUAUUUAUAUGAAAGCCACUCAGAAUUUUGUUAAAAGUGUUUGUACUUGUCUAUUUGCCUAAAUGUUACCAUGCAAUUUAUUGCUUUAUGAUUUUAUUAUGUUGAAGUUGUUUUGACAGUUGAAUAUCCCUUUGUAUGUUUUAAGAUGGUGUCUAGAAAUGUCAUGUUUGAUACACUAAAAUGAAUUCCUCCUAGCCUAUCAAAUACUAGUACAUGAGUGAAUUUUCAUCGUAUCUAAGGAAAUGCACACUGCCAUAUGAUGUCUUCAUAUCUUACAAGUCAUGAGCCUCUUCAUGAAGAUACAUUUGUAUAACCCAUUUGCAAUGGUUUGUUUUUGUUACAAUCCUUUCCAUGAUUUUGCGAUACGGUUACUAUAUUUGUUAACGGUGCACUUCAGAGUCAAUAAGGUCAAUGGCAGUGAUUAACAUUCUACGUUUUAUAAAUAAACUCUGACAUAAAAACAAA
Molecule: messenger RNA, 3650 nt
Organism: Branchiostoma floridae (Florida lancelet)
Lineage: Eukaryota; Metazoa; Chordata; Leptocardii; Amphioxiformes; Branchiostomatidae
Product: complement component C6-like
Exons: 15
Coding region: 152-2938 (928 amino acids)
Biological process (GO): immune response
Cellular component (GO): membrane attack complex
Molecular function (GO): protein binding
Source: RefSeq, a predicted model, not a curated record